AUCUCAGUUGCCCAGUCACAUACAUUAUUCUCAACAUCAGAAGAACGACAGAUGCAAACCAUGAGAUGGCCUUCAGGGGUAAAGUGGCCGACACGAGGACAGUGCUUGUGCACCUGCUGCUAUGCCUCGUCAUAUUCUACUCUCUCUACUACAUGAUUGGGAGUGUGUGUUUCGGCGCGUUCAGGUUGGAUCACUUUGAUGGACUUAUUCCCUUUGACUUUAAGACUGAACCAACCAAUUUGGAGUCCAACUCCAAAUACCUGGUGAACCUGCUGUCCAUGGAGUUGACCUAUUUCUGCAGUGGUCUGCUGUUUGCAGCCGUGGUGAGGAGAUGGGUCUGGGACUACGCUCUCACAGUCACACUACUGCACGUACUGCUCACCAGCCUGGUGAUGUUGGAGUUUCCCUUGGUAUGGCAGUGGUGGCUGGCCCUUGCGGGUUGUUUCUGAUGAUCUGUAACGGUCAGCUGAUAGCUUACUUCACCUGCCAGAGUGACCAGAGUUACCCCACCUUCAACAGCUACUGAGUACACACACACACACACACACACACACACACACACACACACACACACACACACACACACACACACACACACAGUCUGCAGUCAGUCCGGUGGAAAUGGAGGGAAACCAAAUGUUCCUGUUGACUUGGUUAUCUGUUUGAUUGUUGCACUUUGUUUCUGUUGGACUGGCUUCCCAGACACCAAUUGAGCCAAGUGAUUCUCCAAUGAGCAAGCUUUUGAGUCCAGGAAACAGCUCUUAUAUGUCAUAUCUGUAGUAUGUAAUAUCUGUAGUAUGUAAUUGAAUGUUAAUCUUAUGUCAGACAAUGUUAAUCAUGUAAUUGAUCAUCUUAGUAUUAAAGUAUUAUACUAGCUGUAACCUCACAUCUGGGCUGGCUCUACACACACACACACACUUUUUCUUAUCACAUCCUGGUUUAAGCCUAACCACAACCGGUACCCUAACUUUAACCACAACCGGUACCCUAACUUUAACCACAACCCUUACCCCCUAACCUCAACCA
This is a messenger RNA of Oncorhynchus gorbuscha (pink salmon), 1026 nucleotides long. Its product is annotated as transmembrane protein 244-like. NCBI's taxonomy places the organism in Eukaryota, Metazoa, Chordata, Actinopteri, Salmoniformes, Salmonidae. The record is from RefSeq and is a predicted model, not a curated record. Bases 66 to 449 code for a protein of 127 amino acids. The transcript has 6 exons.